CGACCUUGUUUCCUUUUCUCUCUGCUGACUACCCAGUGACAAUAUCAUAGAUCAUGAGUACUGUUACUUCUUCGUUUGCAUCCCCCUCCAAAAGGCUAGAAGGCAAGGUGGCAAUUGUUACAGGUGGAGCAAGCGGCAUUGGAGCAAGCACUGUGCGUCUUUUUUGGGAGAAUGGUGCCAAGGUUAUAAUUGCUGAUAUUCAAGAUGACCUUGGACAGGACAUUACCAAUAAGCUCGGUCAAGAUGUUAGCUACAUCCAUUGUGAUGUAUCAAAUGAAGAUGAUGUGCAGAAUCUUGUUGACACCACCAUUUCCAAACAUGGAAGACUCGAUAUCGUGUAUAAUAAUGCAGGGAUCCUAGACCGCCACCUUGGGAGCAUCUUAGAUACCCAGAAAUCAGACCUGGACCGGCUUAUUGGGGUUAACUUGGUUGGGUCUUUCCUAGGAGCCAAACAUGCUGCAAGGGUCAUGAUACCUCAGAAAAAGGGCUGCAUACUAUUCACAGCCAGUUGUUGUACAUCAAUUGCAGGCAUUUCAACUCAUUCCUAUGCAGUGACCAAGUAUGGCAUUUGGGGGCUUGCUAGGAACUUGGCUGCUGAGCUCAGGCAAUAUGGGACAAGAGUAAACUGCGUCUCCCCUUAUGGCUUGAUUACUGGCAUGGGGCAGCAGCGGCUCACCAGUGAAGAGGUAGAGGCAGCAGAGGCAUCCUUGAGUGAGAUGGGGAAUUUCAAGGGAGAAGUUCUCAAGUCUGAGGGUGUUGCAAGGGCUGCACUCUACUUGGCUAGUGAUGAAGCGAGUUACGUGAGUGGGCUCAACCUUGUGGUGGAUGGAGGCUUCAGUGUAGUCAAUCCUACCAUGAUCAAAGCUUUUAAUAUGCAUUGAUCGAAAUUGUAUGACUACUUCCUGCAGUCAUUCCAGAAUUGAAAUAGAUAAAUGGAGUGCCUAGUUAGGUGACUGGGGGUGAAAUUUAGAUUAUUCACGAGUAUUAAUUUGUUACCUCCGAUUGUAGUAAUGCUUCACUUGUUUUCAUUUUUGUUAGAGAACUAUGUGCGUGACCGAUCUUGCCUUAUUGGAGUCUGAAUUCCACACAUGAAAA
Molecule: messenger RNA, 1095 nt
Organism: Vitis riparia (riverbank grape)
Lineage: Eukaryota; Viridiplantae; Streptophyta; Magnoliopsida; Vitales; Vitaceae
Product: tropinone reductase-like 1
Exons: 2
Coding region: 54-881 (275 amino acids)
Molecular function (GO): oxidoreductase activity
Source: RefSeq, a predicted model, not a curated record